Prorocentrum cordatum is the source of this 2987-nucleotide messenger RNA. The record is from the annotation of a GenBank genome assembly. NCBI's taxonomy places the organism in Eukaryota, Dinophyceae, Prorocentrales, Prorocentraceae.
CCUCAAGAGAGCCCACGAUGGCCCCAAGAUGCACCCUACACGGCUCCGUAGCCAUUUUGGCUCAACCCCUCGAACAGGCGGGUUCGAGUGCCCCAUCGUGUUAGACGACCCUUCGGGCGCGAUCCGGCUUGUCUGACACUGAAAACGGUGCAUAACCUAGUGGUGAGCCGGUGGUAUGUCUUACUCGCCCUUGCUUGAGGUGGCGCAGCAAGAGUAUUUCUUCACUGUCGUCGUUCGCACGUGUAUCUCCUUGAGCCUAUGCUGCUUCGUUGCAGAUGUCUUGCUUGAUUGGGGCGGUUUUGUAGCAUCGCUUCACGCAUGCAAAGUAGCAGUCAAAUCGAUGUUCUCGCCUUGUCAAUUCACGUCCUUCGAGAGAAGAAGAUCAAGUGACUUCAAUAAGACCAGGCUGGCGCGAAUGGUGUAUGCGUUGGACCUGGCGCUGGUACCUUUUUCGGCUCUAUUUCUGAUGCUGGUGAUUUGCAUGUAUACAGUAAGUCCUUCCAACAUUGGUCUUGUCUUCAGGGCGGUGUUCAUGUGCGGGCGUCACUUUGCAACGUUUUACUGGGGGUACUUGAAACGUCGGUACAGUUCCUACCCCGUCGGCGGAGAGUGCAUAUUCAAAGUGGUCAUGCUGGGCAUUGCAUGUCGUGGGUACUUUGCAGACACGCAUAGUUUUCUCAUGUACGGCCAGUUGUGGAGCGCGCUACGAGUGAUUAUUGCAUUAUUUGCAUUUGAUUGCAGUAUGUCCGUGAGAUGGAACAUCUACUUCUUUGCAGUGAUGUGCCUCUCUGUCUGGGAUCGGCGCGGGCAGCUACGCAUCGAUGGACAAUCUUCCAUGGCUGCGUUUUUUCACCACUUCAUGAUUGAAGUGGUUACUUGUGUACUUGUCUGCGCUGCCUCAGUACUUCUGGAAGUUUGCGACAAGGACAUCCUCAAGGCUUCCCGAGAGUCUAGCUUGCAUCUGGCAUGUCAAAGGUUGCUCGCUGUGUUCUGCGACGCCCAGCUGCACAUCUGCCCACGAUGUGGCAUCAUCUCCCAUUCUCCACAUCUUGUGAAUUUGCUGGGCGCAGAAGAUGGGACAAGAGACAUGAGAAGCACUGACAGGAGAAGCACUCUUCAUGGACGCAAUUUCCUUCAGUACGUGGGAGAGUCCGACCAGCAGCGCUUCCAGGACUUCAUCUCGGCGACGGCGGGAUUGCAGUCGGAAGACUCAGCAGCCGAUGAUCCGAUCUUGGGCGAAUGCGCUCGGCGCCCUGCUGCUUCCAUCCAGGUAAAUCUGCGCACGGAGGGGUCGGCGAACCCGAUCCCCGUGGAGCUGUUCCUGAUCUGCCUCGACGACGCCAUCGAUGCCCCCGAGCUCCUGGUCGGGAUCCGGGAGACCUGCGAAGCGCUGCCGCGAGAGGCAUGCACGGAUGCCCCGGGCGUUGUGGCACUGCAGCAGCUGGCGGCCACAGCGCCCGCGCGCGAGCCUGGCCCAGAGGCGGGCGAGCCUGCGGGGGCGCCGCCGGCGCUGGCCCGCGAGCAGCCGCACCGCCACCCGGUGGAGCAAGGGGCGGCGUCGCAGCAACCCGUUCAGCACGUAGGCCUGGGGUUGCGAAGCUCGCUCGCGUCGUCCUCGAGGGCCUCGUCCUCGUCCGGGAGCUGCGCGCCGGACGAGGGUUGCGUCUCGUCCAUCUGCCUGCGGCUGGACUCGGCGAGCAGCGGUCUGCCCGUCGAGGACAUGUGCCUGCGCUUCGGGGACAGAGGCCAGGCACCCCGCUUGGAGGAGUGGCUUCCAAGAGAAGCUCUGGACGUGAUCCACAGGAACGUCCAAGAACUGGUGAAUCAGGAGGAGUAUAGGGAUGGCGAGGAGGUCACGGCGAGCGUCGGCCUUGGGGCUUUGCGGUUUUCCAGAAACGGAGCUACGUUUCUGCGGGCGGAGUGCGCAGAGCUUGCAGUCGAAGGCCCCAUGAUUGACCCACGUGAUUCAGAUGAAGAUUCCGAUGAUUUCAAUACGAUCGUACAGAUGAAGCUGACUGGGGUGUCGAAGUUUCGCAUGCCUUGGCAGAGCGGGCCGCAGAGACUCUCAGGAAUAUUGCCGCCGAUCAACGAGUCACCGACGGAAGCGGCGGGUGAUGGCUGCGCGUCGGCACUCAGACACAGAAACAGUGGCCUGCAGAGGAUUGCAAGGGGGGAGCGUCCGCAGCGAUGUGGGGAACGUGUCCGCGGAUGAAUGGCAGGGUCGGGGGCGCGACCGCUGAGCGAGGCUUGAUGUGAGCCAACUGUGACUCCAAUGCACUGCGCAGGUCUAGCAUCUAACAGUGCAGUCCAGCUUGCAGCUUGCUGCCUGUCACGUUCCGUCGCCUCCCGCAAAGUCUGUGACAGCCCGCGCAUUAUGUUUGAAAGCAGCGGCCUGAACGCGCUCGCCUGCCGCCGAAAUUCGACAGGGGCUACGGUUGUCUGUAGAAUGAUUGCCUUCAGCUUACCCCGCCACCGUGCCUGGGUCGCGGGCCAGAGGCCUCUUCGCAGUUGCGCGCUUGCUCUCUUCGUUUGGGGGGGUCGGGCCCGGGGCGGGUCGAAGCAGAAUUACAAAUUUCCCCCCUCCCAGAGAGCGGUUCCGCCUUUUCCCAUCCUUCGCUGUCCGAGACUGUGCAGCCACUGCCUGUGAAGGCAUUUUGCGUCUCUGCUGGGUGGCACGGCAGCUCUGUGCUGUGACAGUCCUCUGCGUCCCUUUCCUCUCGCAUUGUGUUUUCGCGUGUCCAGACCCCGCGACCAUGGAGUUACGACGGCAUCAUGUCCGUUAUGUGCACAAUUAGCUAUUCUAUUGCGGGGAUUCGUACCCACUCUCUCCCCUUCUAUGUUCUUUUGGUUGGGUGGGACCGCAGCCGCGGGCUGUGACGGCACCCUGCGUCUCCUUCGUCUUGCAGUGUAUUUGGGUUGGGUGGCGCCGCACCUAGAGCACAAAACGGCGCCCAGCAGUCCGAUGGGAUCCUGGAAUAUUGUGACCG